Fundulus heteroclitus (mummichog) is the source of this 2084-nucleotide messenger RNA. RefSeq names its product ring finger protein 183 (gene rnf183). The coding region runs from base 764 to 1717 and encodes 317 amino acids. The record is from RefSeq and is a predicted model, not a curated record. Gene Ontology annotation, molecular function: ubiquitin protein ligase activity. The transcript has 2 exons. Lineage: Eukaryota; Metazoa; Chordata; Actinopteri; Cyprinodontiformes; Fundulidae. Gene Ontology annotation, biological process: protein ubiquitination.
GCCUCUGUAAAAAUCUCCACUGACAGGUUUUCUGUCUCCAAACACGCCCACCUGUGGGGUUAAUUUUUUACGUGUGAGUGGGAAAGCGAGGCGCGGGGACGGCGCGCCUGCAGAAGGGUCUGUCAGCUGGUUCUGACCCUGUCUGGGUGCUGGACCUGCAGGCCGGCUGCACAGGUAUGACAGGUAUGAGCUGCAGAUACUGUUGACGGAGCUCCUCUCAGCCGCUUUCUGCAGCUCCGGUGGAAUUUUCCUUCGGCUGCAGCGGCUCAGAUCACUCGGAUCCAUCGCAUCAGGCGGGGGAAGAUAUUCCUACAUGUGAGCUGUCAUGUCCACCUGGCCCUGCGUCUCGCAUCAGAUCGCUUUAUGCAAGCGUGCGGCUAAAAAUAACCUUUAGACAGAAGCCUGGUCGCGCUCAAACAUGCGCGUUAUCUGGCCAAAUAUCUGUUGGUGUGUCGCAGGCGGGAGGGACGGAGCCGGUUGAACUGGUCUGACGAGAAGAAGAGGAGGAGAAGGGAGGGCCGGCUGCAGAGAGCAGAGAAGGUGUGAAGAGGAAGGAUAAGAGCGACGGCGGCAGAGGAGACGCAUUCAGAGUGCGGAUCAGACGCUGGCGCCUCGUUUCUGUGAUCCGUAAUGACGUUUGUUGAUCCGAGCUUCACAGAACUGACUCGCAGCAGGAUUACCUGACGGCGUGGACCGGACGUUAUUCCCACCUCAUCAGCUGCUGUUCGCUGAGACUCCUCCGUGUCGGCCUGAGCGCUCCGUCAUGAGCGGUCAGGGUGAGGGAAGUGGAGGAGAAGGGAGCCGCGGGACCAAGAUGCCCCAAAACGUCAAACCCAAACCCAACCAGCCGCCGCAGAACCGCAAAGAGGACUUCUUCUGGAAGGAGAAGUCCCAGAAGGUCAGGCGCUCCAGGAGCAGCGACUCGGAGAGGGCGGAGAGAGGCAGGAGGCGAGAGCGGGACAGGAACCAGAGAGAGCGGCGUCCCCGGGGACGCAGCGAGGAGACCCGCAGACGGGACGGGAAGGACGGGGACGGGAGGCAGCAGAAGCCCGUGGACGUGGUGCAGGACACGGAGUGUGCGGUGUGCUUCUGCUCCUACGACAACAUCUUCAAGACCCCCAAGCUGCUGGCGUGCGGCCACACCUUCUGCCUGGAGUGCCUGGCCCGCAUCAACGUCACGUCCCCGGAGAUCAAGACGCUGUGCUGCCCCGUGUGCCGCCUGCUCACCGAGCUGCCCCACGGCCGGGACCUGCCCCGCCUGGGCAACAACCAGGAGAUCAUCGGCAAGCUGCCGGCCGAGAUGCAGCGGGCGCUCUCCAUCCGCUUCAAGCGCAGCAAGGGCAAGCUGGAGCUGAAGCACCGCCCUGCCCACAGCAAGCCCAACGUCCUCGCUCUGCCCAGGAAGAAGCCCGACCCCCAGCCGCCCGCAGGCGGCGGCAGCCUGAGCGCCGUGGAGGAGGGGGCGGCCACGGCGACCGCGGUGGACGUCGGGAGACCCCCGAGCCGGAUGAGAGGCCGCAUCCGCCGCUUGUUCCACUCGGACCAGUGCUACUACGUGGUGGUGGCGUCCAUCAUCACCAUCACGGUGGCGCUGAUGCUGGUGGGCAUCCUGGCCUUCGUCAUCAUCCCCAACGUGCAAAUCUUCCACAGACCCGUCGGACCCGGAAACUCAACGGGUCAGCCUUCAUCCGACAGCGGGGAGGACUUUGGUCCCUGAGCGGGGCGGAGGGGAGGCACUUUCACUUUUCUCUGGUGUGAAGCGGUGAAGGAAGAACUCUCGCGUCGCGGCGACAUGCGGCAGAACAGGGACGGCUGCAUUCCUCCGGCAGAGGACAAACCGGCUGUGUGAAGGAACCAGAAGGACGCUGCCGCUUGUCCGCGUCUCCGUGCUCAAUGUGAAAACCAAAACUCAUAGAAGCAGGAAGAACGAUGAUCUCCAGACGUUAAAAAGCACUCAGCCUGGUGAUUAAAAUCCCCCCUCAGAGGCUCUUCCUUAUUUAUACCCCAAAAACUCUUUGUACAAACCUAUAAAUUAUGUGUAUAUUUUAAACAGAAGCACAUUCAAUAAAGUCGUUUUUAUUGAG